UCAUACACAAAAAAAUAAAAUGGAACGUCAACAACCUCAAAAGCAGAAAGCAAAAGAGAAGAGCAAAGGCAACAAGACGAAGUUCGUGGGAGUUAGGCAAAGGCCUUCAGGGAAAUGGGUGGCAGAGAUCAAAGACACGACACAAAAGAUACGUAUGUGGCUCGGAACCUUUGAGACUGCAGAAGAAGCAGCUCGAGCCUACGAUGAAGCCGCCUGUCUCUUACGUGGCUCCAAUACUCGAACCAAUUUCGCUAACCAUUUUCCAAACAACUCACAAUUGUCCUUGAAGAUCAGAAACCUCCUUCACCAGAAGCAGAGCAUGAAACAGCAGCAACAACAGCAACACAAACCCGUUUCUUCUUUUGCGGAAUGUAACAUCGACUACACUUCGGCUGCUACUAGUCUCACCACUACCACCACCACCACCACGGUAAUGCCACUCAAUGAUGUGUACCGCCCGGAAUCAUCAGUCAUUGGGAUACCAGAAACCAACGGUCACCAGCAUCCUUACUCGUGGCCCCUUGUCUCUGCAUUCAACCAUCUGGUCCCUAUGGCUCAGGGAGGGGAAGAAACACAUGGGCAUCUCAACGACCACAACUCAACCGAUCAACAUUUGGGUCUUGCUGAAAUCGAAAGACAGAUAUCAGCAUCCCUAUAUGCAAUGAAUGGACCUAGCAGUUACUAUGACAGCAUGACUGCCGAAUAUGCAAUCUUCGAUCCUACCGAUCCCAUUUGGGAUCUCCCUUCACUCUCCCAACUCUUCUGCCCUACAUGAUUCCACUUUACUUUUCCUGACUAAUUCAUGUAAUUUUUUGGAUCAUG
Molecule: messenger RNA, 822 nt
Organism: Camelina sativa (false flax)
Lineage: Eukaryota; Viridiplantae; Streptophyta; Magnoliopsida; Brassicales; Brassicaceae
Source: RefSeq, a predicted model, not a curated record